This is a messenger RNA of Dicentrarchus labrax (European seabass), 5687 nucleotides long. RefSeq names its product ubiquitin specific peptidase 42 (gene usp42). The transcript is spliced from 18 exons. Gene Ontology annotation, molecular function: cysteine-type deubiquitinase activity; cysteine-type endopeptidase activity. Bases 815 to 4477 code for a protein of 1220 amino acids. Gene Ontology annotation, cellular component: nucleus; cytosol. Lineage: Eukaryota; Metazoa; Chordata; Actinopteri; Moronidae. The record is from RefSeq and is a predicted model, not a curated record. Gene Ontology annotation, biological process: protein deubiquitination; regulation of apoptotic process.
CGGUGUCGAGCCCCUCCUGUCUAAGCUAGCUAGACGUCCCCUAACUCGGGCCCACGCUUGUAAAUCAAAUCUCUUUCGAAGUGGAAACAAAAAAGCGCCCCUUUGACAUUCAUAGAAAAUGGUUUCGUUACUCUCCGCCAUGUCAGUCAGCUUCCAUCGUGCCGAGCGAGCUAGCAGCGUUAGCAUCGACAUUGCCGCACGAGCGCCGCCGCGUAAUGUUAGCUCCGUUCGGUAGCUAUGUGUUACGUUCGCCGUUUCCAUGGUGUCGGUGCCUUCGCGAAUCGCUCGCUCAUCGUUAGCCACUCGGUUCCCGUCUUCGGCGAGAAAUGUAAGCUUUUAAUUAGUGCUCCGUGUCCCACAGGGGGCUGAUGAGGGUUUACUUCGUGUUUUGUGGAGGUUUAGCGGCGCUGCGUGUUAAAGGCCUAGCAGCCGUCUGUUAGCCAACGUGAGCGGGUGGGAGGGAACAGCUGUUGUUGUAAACGUGCUUCCGACCAGGAAAUUUCCUCUGUCGGAUUUUUGAACUAGUAACCUUCACUUUAGCAACUUUAGCACGGCGAAACCGUUUUCAUGUUCGUGCUCGUAAGUUCAACAUAUUUACAAUAGAAGUUGUUACCUCGACAUUGUUUUUGGAUGUUUGCUUUUUUUUUAAAUAAGCCUUGUAAAGUAGCCAGAAAUGGCCACUUGUAGUAGCGCGAAGUUGGUUUAGUUUAUAGAAACACGCGGUGGAUGAAUGACUAAUGUUUUUACUCAGUUGCAGUCCCUGCUACUACUUUUUGUUCAUAGCUUUUGUUUAUUGAUGCGUUUGCAAUGAACAAUGACCAUAGUUGACAGAUCUUCAGAAAAGUCUGACCACGAGUCAGUCGGGUGUAAGCGAUCUCCCUUCACCAGUGGAGACGUGGGGAUGGACGGCAGCUGUUCCAGCAGCUGGGCAGUUGGUCCCACCAUGCCCAGUGACUCUCCGAGGCUGAAGGCUCCCGGAGGCUGCCUGGGCCCAACGCCUGGAGCUGUAGUCUACAACAGUACACCAUCCUCUGUGGACAGGCCCAAGGAGCAAGUGAUAAGCAGUGAUGACGGCAUCGACUUGCCCCAGAAGGUCCUCUUCCCUCCAGAGCGGCUUAACCUAAAGUGGACCCAGGUUCACCGCAUUGGUGCAGGCCUGCAGAACAUGGGGAACACCUGCUUCCUCAACUCAGCCCUGCAGUGUCUCACCUACACCCCUCCGUUUGCCAACUUCAUGCUGACACGGGAACACUCCAAAACAUGUCACGAGCCGGGGUUCUGUAUGAUGUGUACCAUGCAAAACCACAUCAUUCAGGUUUUUGCCAACUCUGGGAAUGUCAUUAAGCCCAUUGGUGUGCUCAAUGAGCUCAAAAGGAUUGCAAAGCACUUCCGCUAUGGAAGCCAAGAGGAUGCCCAUGAGUUCCUGCGGUACACAGUGGAUGCUAUGCAAAAGUCCUGCUUACCUGGAACCAAAUUGGACAGGCAAACACAGGCAACCACUUUCAUCCAUCAAGUAUUCGGCGGGUAUCUAAGGUCCAGAGUCAAAUGUUUAAACUGCAAAGCAGUGUCUGAUACAUUUGACCCUUUUCUGGAUAUUACUCUUGAAAUUAAGACGGCUCCCAGUGUCUCCAAGGCUCUGGAGCAGUUUGUGAAGCCAGAACAGCUGGAUGGAGAAAACGCCUACAAAUGCACCAAGUGCAAAAAAAUGGUCACUGCCUCAAAGAGAUUUACCAUCCACCGCAGCGCCAACGUGCUCACCCUCUCACUCAAACGUUUUGCAAACUUCAGUGGAGGAAAAAUCACAAAGGAUGUGAAAUAUCCAGAAUACCUGGACAUUCGGCCCUUCAUGUCUCAGUCCCAAGGGGAGCCCCAGGUCUACGGACUAUAUGCUGUGCUGGUCCACUCUGGAUUCAGCUGUCAUGCUGGACACUACUUCUGCUAUAUUAAGGCAAGCAAUGGGCAGUGGUACCAGAUGAACGACUCCUCUGUGUCUGUCAGUGACAUCAGGUCUGUUCUCAACCAGCAGGCCUAUGUCCUUUUCUACAUCAAGUCCAGUGAUCUGAAGAAAACAGGGGACUACAGCCACAUGAGCCAUAAUCCAGGUAUCCCUGGUCAGUCGUCUCCGCGACCGGUGGUGAUACCACGCAUCAACCCCACUGUCCACCACAACAACAACAGCUUCAUUGGUCCCCAGCUGGCACCACACAUGACCAAGAGCACUCUCCAUGUGAAUGGGAAUGGGUCUCUGAGGGACUAUCCCACCAACUCCAAGCCCAGCACCAGCAGCAGUGUUGUGGGAAAAUCUAGCCAUGGACUGGCAUCCUCCUCCUCUUCUUCAAUCUCCCACUCAAUCAGCAGACCCACAAUGAUCCCAGACCAUGACAAACGCCAGAAGCUUUCAUUUUUCAUUGGACAAGGCAAACAGAACCGCCCAUCCUCCUCCACGUCCUCUUACAGCCAGCCGUCCUCCGCCAGCAGCAGCAGCGCCUCUUCCAGCUCUUUAUCCUCCUCACAGUCUACCUCAGACGUCCACUCAGACAUUCGCUUUGUUCCACGUCAGCUCAACCACGUUAACGGCACGCCUUGCAGCAACGGCAAUCGCCACACUGGAGGGAAUGGAGCAUCAUUCCUGGUGCCAUACAGCCAGGAGUCAUCAGAGGAAUCAGACCAGGAGAACUGUGGCACUCUGGAUAACGGCUGUUUAACAAAGUCUCACCUCAAUGGAAACAACAGAACAGGAGAGGUCUUUGAUAAAUGUCCUCAGGCCACCAAUGGGGAAUCAGGAGUGCACCAUAAUGGCAAUGGAUUAAAUGGACCAACGAAUGGUGUCUCUAAAUCUAGUCAAAAUGGACACCAUUAUGGACAUCACAAAGUGAAUGGACACAACACCCCUAACAAAAUCAAUGGCAGUAAUCAUGGCAGUUCAUCCUCCGUGGCUACUGUUGCUGCUAAUGGACUAGACCGCGACCAUAGUCAAACAAGCAAAGAGGCACAUAAUUCUGCCUCAUCCCAGGCCAGUUCUUCUCAGAGCAUCCAUCCUGCUGCCAGUGAAAGCCAGCACCUCUCCACUCCUGACACAAGGGCUAAAACUGUGUCUGAACCCCUGCCUCAGCAUACAGCAUCCUCCGCUGUUAGCUCUCCACCCUCCGCUACUGCUACAAAGACCCAUUCUGUCACGUGUAGAGAGUCUGCUUCCUCCUCUGCCCAUCAUGGCAACAUCAAUGCGGCCUUAUCUACCCCGCCAGACUGCUCCCAAAGCACCAAUGGGGCCUCUGCAGCUCCACAAAAGGAUAGCAGAGGUGGGGAUGAAGCAAUGGAUCUACCACAGACCAGUGGUCCGUCUGCAGGGACUGAAAGGCGUACAGAUACUAAGGAGCAACACCUGUCCAAGCCCAGUUCUAGAGGCAGUGAAAAACAAUCUUCCCGGGACAGGGAGAGAGACAGACUGUGCUCUGACUGGAGCAGAGACAGGGAGAGACACUAUAGGGACAGGAGUCAGGAGCGAGAAAGUGACGGUGAUCGCCAUCGGUACAGACGGGACUACAGAGAUCACCGCCACCAUCGCUCAUACAGGGAUCGCUUGUCUCCUCACAAUCGUUCCUACAGGGACUGGGAGCCUGAGCGUCGCUGGGAGCGGACUCUCCCUCACCCAAGGGAGCGUGAUCGUGACAGGUGCUCUAACCAUUACCACCACUAUCACCACCACCGGUUCAGAGAGGACUGGGACCGUGGACAGAGGGGACAUGGUUACUCCUCCCGCGAGGAGUCUCAUAGUCGCUGGAGGGGGCAUGAGGACAGUCGAGAUUCUCGGUCGAUGAAGGACAAGAGCAACGGCAGGGAGAAGGACUAUUACCCAUCAAAGGAGGAGACCUCCUCGCAUGCCACGGUGCAGGAAACCUCCGCAAAGCCCAAGGGAUCAGCCCCUCAGGCUCGUCUCUCCACGUUUGAAUUGGCUCCAAACAAGGAGGAUGAAAAUCACAAGAGGACCGCUGAACUACCGAGCAAGGAGAGGGACGAUAGCUCUGAGGCCCGUCGCUCUAAAAAACACAAAAAGAGCAAGAAAAAGAAGAAGUCAAAGGAUAAAGACAGACACCAUGAGAGCGGAAGCUCUGAUGUGGAUUCAGACCGAGCCACUGAAACAAAAAAGAAGAAGAAAAAGAGGAGGCAGCGGGACAGUGACGCCGAGCAGCACAGCCCGGGGGCAGCUCGGAGCCACAAGAACAGAAGCAGCGAGGAGAGGGAGAGCCGCAAGAGACGAUACUAUGAAAUCAAGGACACUAAACACAACAGUGGUUUGUCGCCAGAAAAACGGCGGCGAACAGACUGCGCUGAUGGCAGAAAUGACCAUUUACUGUCCUCCAACCACACCUCACCCACAAACGGUUCAGUGCACCGCCAUCUCAAUGGAUACACAGGAAACGGUUACAGCCAAACCAAUGGCGACUCCCACGGACUCUCCAGUGGCUCGAAACACUGACUCUACACAUCAACAUUUUAACAACAGCAGAGGAAUGACAUCAACAACGGUUUGACGUGGUGCUUCUUCAUUGGGAAUAUAUUGUAUUUUUACCACAGCUAAAGUGUUUUAAAUGUUUGAAAAUCUUCUUUUUUUUUAAAAAAGGCAUUGAUUUAUUUGCCGUAAUUCUCCUAUGGUUAAAAAAAACAUUCACCUGUCCAACAUUUAUGAUGAUAAAUAUUAAUAUAUACUUGUAUGAACACAAACAAAGCCUGGAGCUUAAACAUCUCAACUGCUGCUCAGUGGAACUCAGGACUUGAAAACUUGUUAACAUCCAUCAUGGAUAUCCACCUGCUUCAAAUCAGAAAGAAACAAAAGGGAAAUGUGUUGCCUAAUGACGAUGGCACCAUGUUGGCUGCAAGCUUAAGAUGUCACCAUAUCUACAGAGCCGCAAUGUUGGAGAUUUUUUCUUGGAUCCCACUGGGAGCGGACAAACUAACUGAGGGAGAUAUUCAUGAAUGAGACGGACGAGCGCAGUGGUGGGAACAAGGCUUCGCUGACUGAUACCUCCACGUUAACCCUGGACAGACUUGAGGACAUUUCCCAGCUUUUUUUUGUUUUUGUUUGUUUCCAUUUUUGCUCUGAAGCCUAAGAUUCACUCUGUAAUUUUUAAACUUUUUCACAGAAGCAGAGGUUUUUCUCUGGAUUAUGCCUCUCCCUCCUUUUGUCACAUUCUUUUUCUUUUUAAACGUUUAAAAAGAAAGCAUCAAAAAUUUGUUAUCAUGGCUGUGGACCAUUUGUGUUUGCUUUUUAAUGAAAAAAUACAGUUUGUGUCUUCUAGCGUCAUAAGAAAUACUGUGAAUUUAAUUUUUGAACUGUACUAUCAGUUAUUUUUAUACAUAAAAAUCCUGUAUCAGGGUUACCAGUAGAUGUUUUGUUGUUUUGCUUUGUUUUUAGAAAAAGUCAAGUUAAUUUUGACCAUAUUCUCUGGACAAAAGUCAGUAAUGGGUAUGGUUUGCUUUUUUUUUUUUUCUUUUUUUUCCCCCAACUUUAGACAGAGGUUGAAAAACUGCUGUUAUAUCUUUUUAGUUUAGCAUGUCAGAAUUUAUACAUUGUAUAAGGUAAACGCCUUAAAAUACAUUUGUUACUGUCAGAAAUUGUAAUCUGUUCCUGGUCUUUGACUUUGUUUACAAGCUGCGUUGAAAUGAAUGAAAAAUGCUGAUUGAAAUGA